Messenger RNA from Hordeum vulgare subsp. vulgare (domesticated barley), 2154 nucleotides. RefSeq names its product probable E3 ubiquitin-protein ligase XBOS33. The record is from RefSeq and is a predicted model, not a curated record. Bases 198 to 1760 code for a protein of 520 amino acids. Gene Ontology annotation, molecular function: protein binding. NCBI's taxonomy places the organism in Eukaryota, Viridiplantae, Streptophyta, Magnoliopsida, Poales, Poaceae. The transcript has 10 exons.
CGCAGGACGCGAAGACGACCCACCACCGCCCCCGCCCCCGCCCCGAAAUUACGGCCGCACGCCUCGCCGCCGGCGAUCCCGCCGACCGUCGUCGGCCCCCGCGCUUCGUUCGCCCCGGCGGCGUGCCCGUGCCCACGAGGACGCCGCUCGCCGGCGCGGGCUGAGGAGCGCCGGCCGCGGCGGCGGCGGCAGCGGCGAUGGGGAACUCGCUGGGGUGCUCCGCGUCCGGCGAGCGGCUGGUGUCCGCGGCGCGGGACGGGGACGCCGUCGAGGCGCGCAUGCUGCUCGAGCUCAGCCCGGCGCUCGCGCGCUACUCCACCUUCGGCGGCCUCAACUCCCCGCUCCACUUCGCCGCCGCCAAGGGCCACCUCGACAUUGUGACGCUGCUGCUGGAGAAGGGCGCGGAUGUGAACGCGCGGAACUACUGCGGCCAGACUGCGUUGAUGCAUGCGUGUCGGCAUGGACACUGGGAGGUGGUUCAGAUGCUUCUGCUCUUCAGAUGCAAUGUUACCAGGGCGGAUUACUUGAGUGGUCGAACGGCAUUGCACUUUGCAGCGCACGACGGACUUGUUCGGUGUGUAAGGCUGUUACUUGCUGACUUCAUCCCGAGCGGGCCCUUGGACGACACUGCCUCUUCGGUUGCAGAUGGCGGUGAUUCUCAGGCGAAUAGCGGCAGCAGCCCUACUUCUUCACUGGGAUUAAAGUUCAAUGAACCUGCUCGUGUGAGGUACAUCAACAAACCUGCUGAUGGCGGUGUUACAGCUCUUCACAUGGCAGCUUUGAAUGGCCAUUUCGAUUGCAUGCAAUUGUUGAUUGAGUUAGGUGCUAAUGUCUCGGCUGUCACAUUUCCCUACGGAACUACAUCGAAUUUGAUAGGAGCUGGCAGUACUCCUUUGCAUUACGCAGCUGGCGGGGGGAGUCUGGAGUGUUGCCAGGUACUUCUUUCAAAAGGUGCUAGCAGGUUGACACUCAACUGCAAUGGGUGGCUUCCCAUGGAUGUUGCUAGGAUAUUUGGACGCCGUUGCUUGGAGCCAUUACUUUCUCCAAAUUCACACACGAUUAUUCCAGCAAUUCAGCCAUCCAGUUAUCUUGCGUUGCCACUGAUGAGCAUACUUAAUAUAGCCAGAGAAUUUGGGUUGCAACACACCGUAUCCUCUGUGGAUGAUAGUGACCUUUGUGCAGUUUGCCUGGAGCGAUCUUGCUCUGUAGCUGCUGAAGGCUGUGGUCAUGAGUUCUGCAUCAAAUGCGCUCUUUAUCUUUGCUCAACGAGCAACGUUCGUGUGGAGUUUACAGGCCCAGCUGGGUCGAUCCCAUGCCCUCUCUGUCGGAAUGGAAUCAUGUCGUUCACCAAGCUACCGAGCACACUGACAGAAGGGCUCAAAUCAAGCUCAGCACUCACAUUCUGCAAUCCAUGCAUUUUGAAUACCCGUUCUGUGGACUCCCCAGCAACUGUCUGUAAAGCUGAAAUCAGGCGCAACCGUGUGGCAGCUCUCUCUUCCGAGUUGGUCUGUCCACUGACCUGCAGCCCAUUUCCGUCGUCCGCCCUCCCAACAUGCAGGUGCAGUGACGACGAUCCAUGCGGCUCAACAGAAACGCUGGAUGGCUCCGAGGCGCAAUCUCCACGGCCCUCGCACAGCACGAGCGCAGAGCUGGAUAAGAGGGGAGAGCAGGAUGUUGACCGGACCACUUGCUCAGGCAUGUUCUGGAGUCGCAGAAGCUGUCAGAGGGAACAGCAGUGCAAUGCCGAAAUCAACGCUUGAUUCCUCCUUACCUGGUUGUGAAUAUAUUUGGAUUGAUAGCAGCUCAAUGCGGGAGAUGAUCGGCGGUUAUUCUUUCCUCCCCGGCUGUGUUUCUUUUUCUCCCGUUUUACGGCCAAGAUUUUGGUGUUUUGGUGAUCGAUCCUGCAGCUUUUGGCUGCCGUAGUUUUCACUGUAUUGUUGUAACAUUUGGCUCACAUCUGUUGUGUAAUGUCAUACGAGCCUGUGAGUGAGUCUAGAUCAUAGCCUGGAAGUCACCAGCCAGUUACUGCUCUUUGUAGCUGCAUGUAAAUUACACGGUUUGGAUGGGCAUUUGCUUCUUCUGAUCCUGAUGAUAUAAGAUUCUAUGUAAAAUGACAUCAAAUCACUCCCUAAUGAUAUAUAGAUUAUGCCACAA